UGACAGGAUGAAACUAUUCAUCUUCUUCUCACCGUCCUCGGCUACUUCCACCUACUCCCACGACAAUCUGUCUAAGCAACAGCGACACCGACGAACCAACGACACGAAUGAGGUGUGCGCGAAACCCCCUCCUUUUUCGCUACGGAUGACCUCCUCGUGGUCGCGUUCGAACAGCUUCGCAGGGAUAAAUGUACACUUGACGUCGUCCACGAGGCUUUUAGCGUCGGCAGAACGAGACCGUCGCUCGUGUUAGUCGUGCUCGAUCGGUGGAACGGAAUUUCGUACGACGACGACGAGAAGUUAUUGCGUGCCCCCGCGAUUGAUCGACCGACAAUUGUAAAUGAUCAUCAUCGAGGACUGAUACGAAUUUGACUUUCAUGGAGUUCGCCUUCGGUGGAACCGGCGGAAUGCUCAACUGCAUCAGCGGCAGCUUUGCAAGAUGGACAGCGUUCGUACUUUGCCUGUUAUCAGCAGUUUCCGGUCAACUGGACCUACCACCGUACAGGAACGAAGAUGCCAAUCGACAAUUACCACCGUACAGAAACGAAGAUGCCAAUCGACAAUUACCACCGUACAGAAACGACGAUAUUAGCCGACAACCACCGCUGUACAGAGAUGAAGAUGUUAGUCGACAACCACCACUGUACCGAGACGAAGACACCGGUCGACAACUACCGCCUAACGACAUCAAUUACCAAAAUAUUCUAGCUAGAUUGGACUUUCUCGGCGCAGAGAGGUGUAGCGCUAACGUGAUAGCUCAAUGGGCAUACGAAACCAACGUCAAUGAAUACACGCAACUGCAAGCGCUGGACGCCCAACGCUUGUACGCGGACUUCCAGUACCAAGCUUGGCUCUUAAUCUCCAGAAUCGAUGUAAAUGGCAUUCGGGAUCCCAUAAUCAGGCGGCGACUCCGUUAUUUGUCCGCGGUGGGCCCUUCGGCACUGCCACCUGACCAACUGGACAGGUACAAUCGCCUUAUCAACGACAUGCUUGCGAUUUAUAACGCGGCGACCAUAUGCGCCUACAACGAUCCGUUCCGGUGCGGGCUGCGUUUAUAUCCAGAUAUAUCGCAGAUCAUGGCGAAAAGUCGGGACUGGGACGAACUGCAGUACGUCUGGACCGAGUGGAGGAGACGAAGUGGCAGACCGAUCAGGGAUCUGUAUCAACAACUCGUUACGUUGACCAAUGAUGCAGCACGAAUGAAUAACUUCACCGACGCCGCCGAAUAUUGGAUGUUCCCUUACGAAUCUCCCAAUUUCCAACAGGACGUCGACGAGACUUGGGAAACGAUACGUCCGCUUUACGAAGAGCUGCACGCUUAUGUUCGCAGAAAGCUGAGAGAUCUCUACGGACCGGAAAAAAUUGGCGGACACGCGCCUCUUCCGUCUCAUAUUCUCGGUAACAUAUGGGGACAGUCUUGGAUCAAUCUGUUGGAUGUUACCUUGCCGUAUCCUGGAAAAAUAUACCCCGACGUCACGCAGGAAAUGCGGGCUCAAGGCUACACACCCAUUGACAUGGUUCGAGUGGCCGAGGAAUUCUACCUGUCCUUGAACUUGAGCGCACUGCCGCCGGAAUUUUGGGCCGGAAGCGUAAUCGCCGAUCCCGGCGACCGCCCAUUAAUCUGCCAGGCGUCCGCGUGGGACUUUUGCAAUCGCAUAGAUUACAGACUCAAAAUGUGUACGAAGGUGACGAUGAAGGAUUUGAUAACUUUGCAUCACGAGAUGGCACACAUUCAGUAUUUCUUACGAUACAGCGGUCUACCUCGCGAAUUUCGUGACGGCGCUAAUCCAGGAUUCCACGAGGCGGUCGGCGAGGCCGUCGCUUUGAGCGUCGCGACGCCGCAGCAUCUGCAGACCCUGGGCCUGGCGAACAGGUACAUCGACGAGCGCUCCGCGGACAUCAAUUACCUCUUCUCCUUGGCGAUGGACAAACUGGUGCUGUUGCCCUUCAGCAUCGCGAUGGACAGGUGGCGGUGGGACGUCUUCCGCGGCUACGUCACUAAGGAGGAGUACAACUGCCACUGGCACAGGCUGAUAGAGCAAUACACGGGCACGAAGCCGCCGGUGCUGCGAUCCGAGGACGACUUUGAUCCAGGCGCCAAGUACCACAUCCCGGCCAACAUCCCCUACAUACGGAAUUUCGUGGCCGGGGUCCUCCAGUUUCAGCUGUAUCGCUCGCUGUGCCAGGCUGCGGGGCAGAGGUUCGGUGUUGACAAUCCGAGGAGGCCGCUGCACAGAUGCGACUUUUACAGAAGGCCCGAGGCCGGCAGGAUCUUGGGGAGAUUAAUGGAGAGGGGCUCGUCCAUCCCGUGGCAGGAAACGCUGCGAGAAGCCACCGGCGAGUCCAGAUUAGACGGAUCCGCUCUUAGGGAGUACUUCCGGCCGUUGGAGGACUGGUUGAGGACCGAGAAUUUGAGGACGGGCGAGGUGGUCGGCUGGUCAUACGACGGGGACUUUUGCAAAAGGAGCAUAGAAACCGCGGGCCUGCAGGUUUACGGCAGCGGCCUUUAUUACGGCGGCGGCGCAUCCACCUCCGCGUCUUGGAUCGCUACGGGAGCCACCGUGAUUCUCUGGAUCGUCUCAACGCUCUAUUGAACGCAGCCGACUCGACGAAUCAUUUCUCACUGGGUUCGCCAUCGAGCACUGAUGGCAAUAAAUUAAGGGACAGCCCGUUACACCGUUAAUCCGCCAAGAUAUACCAAAUCAUAUUCCUUACAUAAGGUACAUAAAACGCAAAGGAAAAAAUACUUAAAUUAGACACAUCCGCUCGAAUAUAUCUGGUCGGUUGGUGGCAAAAAUAAUGAUCGUUACUGCCAAGUAAUAUUACAGUACACUCUUGUCAAGCGCGCGCGCCUGUGUAUAUAUGUGUGUGUGUGUGUGUCAAGCUGCAUGCCUUACGUGAUGUAAAAAAGUCGCACUGUCGGUUUACGAAAUUAUUAUUACAUUCUGUAGAUCUGUAUAAUUAAUAUUACGUAUAUCUGUGUAAUUGUAAUACCUGUAAUUGUAUCAAUAUUAAACGUCUACUACUAUUAUAUCGUAUUAUAGUAUUACAAUUAGGGAUAUAAAGCGUGCGUGAAAACGCGUGUAUCGUGCGUGGGUGUAAAUGUACAAGUGUCAUUCCCAUAUACCUGAACGGCUCAUGAUUCACGCCCUGUAACUAUUAACACUGUUGGUUGAUCGAAUAAAAUUAUGCCUACUGUUGUAAAAAAAAAA
Molecule: messenger RNA, 3212 nt
Organism: Vollenhovia emeryi
Lineage: Eukaryota; Metazoa; Arthropoda; Insecta; Hymenoptera; Formicidae
Gene: Ance-3
Product: angiotensin-converting enzyme
Exons: 14
Coding region: 378-2594 (738 amino acids)
Biological process (GO): proteolysis
Cellular component (GO): plasma membrane
Molecular function (GO): metallopeptidase activity; peptidyl-dipeptidase activity
Source: RefSeq, a predicted model, not a curated record